Messenger RNA from Astrephomene gubernaculifera, 2671 nucleotides. The record is from the annotation of a GenBank genome assembly. Lineage: Eukaryota; Viridiplantae; Chlorophyta; Chlorophyceae; Chlamydomonadales; Astrephomenaceae.
AGGGGAGCGCUACAACAGCAACAGCGGAGGCGCAGCAGCAGCAGCAGUUACGGAGGAAAGCAAGCGGCGGUAGCGCUACCAGCAGCAGCAGCAGCAGCGGAGGGGGCAGUGGUGGACCCAUGGGUCGUUCGGUCACCCGGCCCCUCCUCGCUCCCCAGGUGGAGAUGAAGGAUCGCGAGCAGAUCCACGAGUCGUUACUGACCGGGGUCAAGGCGCUAGACAUCCUGACCCCGCUAGGCCGCGGCUCCUCUCUGCUGCUGGUGGGCCCCCCGGGCAGCGGCAAGACGCGGGUGGCACUGGACGCAAUAGCGGGGCAGGCGGCGUGGUGGGGGGCUGCGGCAGCGGCAGCAGGUGGCUCGACUGCAGGGGCCGUUUCCUCUUCAUCCUCCUCCGCAGCAGCAGGAACAGCAGCAGCGGGGCCUCAGUCUCCUCCGCCUCCUCCCAGCGGGGCGGUGCGCUGCGUGCUAGCACUGGUGGGACGUCCGAGGGAGGAGGUGCAGUCCAUCAUCUCCCAGCUGCGCUCCUCCGGUGCGCUGCCCUCCACCGCCGUGGUAGCUGCCCCCGAGGGAUCGCCGCUGGGGCACCAGCUGGCUGCCACCUGCUGCGCAUGCGCGAUUGGAGAGCGCAUUCGCGAUGAGGGCGGUCAUGCGCUGGUGGUGGUGGACGACCUGCGGCCGCUGAGUGACACCUGGGAGCGACUGCUGGGGGGGCUGGCGGCUCUGGGCCCCGCCCGGCUUCGAGAGGGACUGGUGAAGGACGAGCGGGGCCGGGACGUCAACGCUGGCGCCUCCGCCGGACCUGCACCCACCUCUGGAUCCACCCGACCCCCCACUCUGUCACCAUCACCACCUCCACCCGCCUCCUCCUCCACCCCACCCUCGGCCUCCCCACCUCAACCAAGCAGCUCCUCCGCCUCCAGCGAAACCCCUUCAUCCCCUGCGUCUGCGCCCGCCUCCUCCUCCCCAGCAUCAUCAUCCCCUCCUGCCUCAAGCUCCUCCGUGCCCUCCUCCUCUCAAGCUGCCCCCUCCCCAUCAGCUGCUCCUGCGGAUGCUGCAGGUGCUGCAGCCGUUCCUGCCUCCUCCGCCUCCGCCGCCUCCGCCAGUAGCAGCAGCGGCAGCAGUGGCGAUGAUGGUGGCGAUGAUGGUGGCGAUGAAGGGGCGUUGGUGGAGUGGGAGGGCAUGCUGGUAUCUGGGGCGGUGGCGCAGCGGAGGGGCUUCCUGUCCACCUUCUUCCUGCGCGCCGCCAAGCUGUCCCGCACCAGCGGAGGCGGCUCGUUGACGCUGCUGCCGCUGGUGCCUGGCUGCUGCGCCACAGGCACCAGCAGGCGCAUCAACUUGAGCAAGUACAAGACACUCAGUCCCGAGCAGAUCGCUAAAUUGGAGGCCGCCCUUCGCGCUCGGCAGCUGGCGGACGAGCUGGCCUCCGCUGGGGGUGCGGGCGGCGAGCUGGCGACUGAGGUGGUGGAGGAGUUCAUUUCCAUUGCGGAUGGGCAGUUGGUGCUGCGGGAGCCGCAAGGGAGGGGCGGCAGCAGGGGCGGCGGGAGUGAGAGUGGGAGCGGCAGCUGCAGUGAAGGGAGUGGCGGGGCAGUCUUCUCCCCCGCCAGCUCCCCCUCCUCCUCCCUCUCACCCGCCUACCAGCCCGACCCGCGGCUCAGCCUCACGCGCAUCGGCUCCCGCGCCUACUGCCCCGCCCUGGGGCAACUGGCACCGCAGGUGCGUUUGCAGCUCAUUCAAGCAGAGGACGCGCGACGCUUCGCAGCCGCAGCAACCGCCCGGAGCACUGACAGCAGCAGCACCACCACCAGCACUACGGACCAGCGGGCGGACGCGGCAGCCCAGCGGCUGGCUGCGGCACUGCUGCAGGAGCCGGGGCGACCCGUGGGUCUGUCCGAGCAGGUGGUCACCCUGUUUGCAGUACAGCGAGGCUACUUGGAUGCCGUACCGCCGGACCAGGUGGCUGCCUGGCUGCAGGGGGCGAUGAGGCACCUGGCGGGGUCGGCGGCGGGGACCAUGCAGGAGCUGGGUCGCACGGGUGUGUUGUCUGCUGACCUGGAGGCGCAGUUGGCGGCGGAGCUGGGGGCGUUCGGCAGCAGCUGGCGGGCGGGGUGGUGAGGAGGGAGGAGGAAGCGAGGAGACGAGGGAAAGGGUAAGGAUAGGAGACCUGCCUUGCGGAGAUGAGGUGCCGGGUCCUCCUCCAUGCGAAGAGUUGUGUUAAAAUAACAGGCCGCGAAGAGUUGUGUAUGCGCGUUGGGGUAAACAUUGUGUUGGGUUGAGUUGACUUUGGUUGGGCGAGGGCGAGGGCGAAGGCGAGGGUCGAGUUGAGCUGAUGAGAGUUGUUAGCGGGUUGCUUGGCUGCUUGGUUGCACCCCUUUGGACUGCCACAAAGGUUUAAGAAGACAGAGACGAGGGCCGUUGUCUGGAGGAGAGGUUGUCAUUGGUGUGGGCGUUGGGCGCCAGCUUUCGUUGGGCGCUAGAUGCAGGUGUGCUGUCUGGUGUGGAAGGCGUGAAGUGCUGUUGGGGCGUGGCGUCAGGGAAAGACGUGAGUGGAUUGAAGUACGUCGACUCUUGUACAAGCAGGAAACACAUGUAGGGCAUGGUCUAAAAGUGAGGGGACGCGGCAACAAACGGCUGAGAGUCGUUGGAACCCGGCCUUGCCUGGUUAAGAAGUGGCA